Triplophysa rosa is the source of this 1804-nucleotide messenger RNA. RefSeq lists its product as uncharacterized. The coding region runs from base 57 to 1319 and encodes 420 amino acids. Gene Ontology annotation, molecular function: nucleic acid binding. The transcript is spliced from 2 exons. Lineage: Eukaryota; Metazoa; Chordata; Actinopteri; Cypriniformes; Nemacheilidae. The record is from RefSeq and is a predicted model, not a curated record. Gene Ontology annotation, biological process: DNA integration.
UUCAAGGAAGAAAUGUUCUUCCAAGCACAAGUGCACUUUUCCCCCUUGAUCCCAUCAUGAAGAGAGGUCUUCUCUGUGUAGGAGGAAGAUUGAAACAGUCAUCUCUGAGUGAAGAGUUAAAACACCCAGUGAUUCUGCCAAAGGACAGCCACAUAGUUGAACUUAUUUUGGCCCACUAUCACGCCAAGGUCUGUCAUCAAGGAAGGUAUCUGACACUCAUGGAACUCAGAGCAAAUGGAUUCUGGGUCAUCGGCGGUGGUAAAUCUGUUGCUAAAUUGAUUCAUGGAUGUGUUCAAUGCCGUAAGCUCAGACGACCAACAGAGCAACAGCAAAUGGCUGAGCUGCCCAAGGAGCGAGUUGAAGCCUCUGCACCUUUCCUCUACGCGGGCAUGGAUUGCUUCGGUCCGUUUAGUAUAAAGAGAUUUCGGAAGGAGCACAAGAGGUAUGGAAUCAUUUUCACCUGCCUUUCAUCACGAGCGGUUCACAUCGAAAUGCUUGAAGAUCUGUCAACAGACACAUUUAUCAAUGCCUUGAGAUGCUUCAUUAGUCUCAGAGGAGCUGUUCGUCAACUUUUCUGUGACUGCGGGACGAAUUUCGUAGGAGCUAGAAAUGAGCUCAGAAAUGCUCUCAAGGAGUGUGAUGUCAAGAGUCUAGAGUUGUUUCUCAAUGAAAACCAAUGUGAAUUUGUUUUCAAUGCUCCCUCAACAAGUCACACAGGAGGGGUCUGGGAGCGCCAAAUACGGUCUGUUCGCAGUGUGCUAAAUGCCACACUUUCUCAAUGUCCAGGUAGACUUGACGAUUCAUCUCUGAGAACAUUGUUUUAUGAGGCGAUGGCUAUCAUCAACAGUCGUCCAUUGACAAUAGAUGGAAUAAAUAACCCCAAGUCUCUGGAACCUUUAACCCCAAACCAUCUCAUUCUGAUGAAGUCCAAAAUCGCUCUUCCUCCUCCUGGGAAAUUUCAAAGGGAAGAUAUGUAUGCUUCAAGGAGGUGGCGCAGGGUUCAAUACCUAAUUGAGCAGUUCUGGAGCCGCUGGAAAAGAGAAUAUCUCUUGAACAUUUCUACAAGGCAGAAGUGGCACGUGCCACGGCGGAACCUCAGUGUCAAUGACAUAGUCAUUAUUAAGGAGGACAUGCUGCCAAGAAGUCGCUGGCAAUUAGGUAGAGUUGUUGAAGUCACUCAGGGAAGUGAUGGUUUAGUUCGACGAGUUAAGAUUCAAACAGGUGAGCAAAACCCAAAGAGUAAACAAGAGCAGCACUCCAAGCCUACUAUUAUUGAGAGACCAAUUCAAAAGUUGGUGGUUCUGCUUGAGAGUGAGUGAUUUGUUAACAGGUGACACUCUUGCAUCAGACAUCUUCUAAAGGUGAUUUAUCAAUGCAUUAUACAUUUUGACUGAGCUGUCAUCCAGGUUUGGAAUCAUGUAUCAUUUAUUUAGUUGUUUCCUUUUGUUAAUGUAUCAACAUGAUUGGUGGGAGUGUAAUGACCGCUUGCCCUUCUUUUGUUUUAUUGGAUGGCGUCACUAGAGGGCGCAAGGGAACUUAAGAGUAGGAGUUGUAGCACAAGAGAAGAAAAGUCUCACGUGUGUUGCAUAAGCUAACUUCAGAGCAGCAUUUAAAAGUUUAUUUGAUACACGUAAUGGUGCUUAGUUUCCCCUUUCUUGGCAAUAGCGGGACGAGUUUUACGGUGAUAGUAAGGUGAUAAACAAUGCAGUAAGAAUAAACUGCAAACACCCGUCAAAACUCUCUGCCUCAUGUUUUCGAAUGCCAAAGGGGCCGCUACAGAGAUUCUCCUGUGUUUAUGCACCUA